Cucurbita pepo subsp. pepo (vegetable marrow) is the source of this 1595-nucleotide messenger RNA. Its product is annotated as cytochrome P450 705A22-like. Lineage: Eukaryota; Viridiplantae; Streptophyta; Magnoliopsida; Cucurbitales; Cucurbitaceae. Gene Ontology annotation, molecular function: iron ion binding; oxidoreductase activity, acting on paired donors, with incorporation or reduction of molecular oxygen; monooxygenase activity. The record is from RefSeq and is a predicted model, not a curated record.
AUGGCUGAUUCAUCAUACUACAUUCUCUACGUUACUCUCUUCUUUCUUUCCAUCGUUCUCCUCCGGAAUCUCCUCCGCCGGCCGUCGAAGUCCCUCCUUCACGGCAGGCCGCCACCGAGUCCGCCGGCGCUGCCGCUCAUCGGCCACCUUCACUACUUCUCGCCCUACGUUAGCAAAUCGUUUCACAAUCUUGUCACUAGGUACGGCGAUCUUUUGUUCCUCCGGCUCGGCAACAUCCGAUGCCUCGUCGUCGCAUCUGCGACGUACGCGGAGGAGAUCUACAAAAUUCAAGACGUUACGUUCUCGUCGCGGCCGAAAUUCGCGUUCGGAGACGAACUUCCGUACGCCAAUGCCGGAUUCUUCGGCGCGGAGUACGGCGGUUACUGGAGAUUCAUGAAGAAAUUGACGAUGACGGAACUUUUGUCGCAGCGACAAGUUGAGCGAUCACGCGGCGUCCGGAGAGAUGAGAUGGUGAAGUUCUUGGUGAAGUUGGCGGAAUGCGGCGAGAGGAACGACGCCGUGGAUUUGGGCGCCGAGCUUAUUAGACUCGCAAAUAAUAGUAUUUGUAGGUUAUUGAUGAGUACACGGUGUUGUGGCAACGACGAUGAAGCAGAGACAAUAAGAACAUUGGUAAGAGAAACAAUGGAAGUAGCAACAAAAGUAUCAUUUGGAAAUGUGUUCGGAGGGCCUUUGGAGAAGUUAGCGUUUUGGUUGUUUGGAAGACAAGUAAGAGAUUUGACCCUUAGGUACGAUGAGAUACUGGAGAAGGUAUUAAAGCAACAUGAACAUAGAGCGAAGGAAGACGAUUUCGAUAGGGAAGAUCGAGAUCUGAUGGAUAUUUUGUUGCGGGUUUAUCGAGACGAGAAUUCCGAGUUCAAGAUCACAAGAACUCAUAUCAAGGCCUUUUUCCUCGAUCUGCUUUUGGGUGGCACUGGAACGUCGACCGAGGUAGCCCAAUGGGUCAUGUCGGAGCUUCUCAACCAUCCCAAAGUAUUCAACAAACUCAGAAACGAAAUCGACUCCGUCAUCGGAACCACCAAACUCGUUGGAGAAGACGACGUUCCAAAUCUCCCUUACUUACAAGCCGUUGUCAAAGAGACUCUCCGGCUCUACCCCGCCGUUCCUAUCGCCAUGCGAGCCUGUCGUCAAGAUUGCAAGAUCAACGGCUUCGACGUGCCUAAAGACACGAUGGUGGCAGUCAACCUAUUCACCAUAAUGCGCGACCCAAAAGUGUGGGAGAAUCCGAACGAAUUCGAUCCUGAAAGGUUCACGGGUGAAGAGCGGUACGAGAUUAAGGGGCAGCAGAGUUUUAAGUUUGUUCCGUUUGGUGGAGGUAGAAGGGCCUGCCCUGGCUCCACUUUGGCGUUCGGGUUCAUCAGCACUGUGGUUGCAGCCAUGGUUCAAUGCUUUGAUUGGAAGAUAGGAAGAAAUGGAGAUGAAAGUAAAGUGGAUAUGGAGAUUGGAGCCGCCUUCACCUUGCCCAGGGCUAACCCACUUCUCUGUGUCCCCGUUCUCCGGUUCGACCCAUCUUCCUUGGCAAAGACUACGUAUUAGUAGCUAUUUUCUUGCUCACAGUCUCGAGUCUCGAGUUGGUU